Molecule: messenger RNA, 1304 nt
Organism: Gossypium raimondii (Peruvian cotton)
Lineage: Eukaryota; Viridiplantae; Streptophyta; Magnoliopsida; Malvales; Malvaceae
Product: B-box zinc finger protein 21
Exons: 3
Coding region: 209-1072 (287 amino acids)
Biological process (GO): regulation of DNA-templated transcription; photomorphogenesis
Cellular component (GO): nucleus
Molecular function (GO): zinc ion binding
Source: RefSeq, a predicted model, not a curated record
AAAACCUUUAUCAAAUACUUUGCACUCAAAUUGGUCGUAUUUUCAACUUUCUAAGAUUGUCAUUGUAACGUAAGACUAGACUAUAUAUAUAUAUAUAAAAUAAAGCAAGGUGCCAUCCUUACAGCAUUGACACUGUAGCUUAUUCUUGCAAUCUACUUUGAUUGAUAUUCCUCUCUUUCAGGAAUUGGAGCUGAAGAUCGAGAAACAGAUGAAGAUUCAGUGUGACGUGUGUGAGAAAGAGGCCGCCUCCGUGUGCUGCACCGCUGACGAAGCCGCCCUCUGCGGCGCCUGUGAUCACCGCGUCCACCAUGCCAACAAGCUUGCUUCAAAACACCAACGUUUUUCCCUUCUCCAUCCUUCCUCUUCUAAACAAGUCCCUCUCUGUGACAUCUGUCAGGAGAAACGAGGAUUCGUGUUUUGUGUACAAGACAGGGCAAUUCUAUGUAAAGAUUGUGAUGUUCCAAUUCACUCAGCAAACCAAUAUACCCAGAAGCAUGACAGGUUUCUUCUUACAGGGGUUAAGCUCUCUGCUACCUCGGCUCUCUACGAUGGUGAUUCCCUUCCUCAAUUCAAUUCUCAAACAUUGGUCAACGAUCCCUUCUCUGUUUCUCCAGCGAGUUUCAAUCCAUCUUCAGCGGCUAUGACUACAACAGCAACAGCAGCAGUCAUUAACAAGAACAGUGGAGAUAAUAACCUCUUACCAAGUGAAACAUGUGCUUCAGUGAGCAGCAUAUCUGACUACUUGAUAGAGAUGCUUCCAGGGUGGCACGUCGAAGAUUUCCUUGAUUCCGGUUUCUCUAAGAGUGAUGAUGGUCUGUUGCCGUUUGUCGACGCUGUUCUUGAGAGGAAUACGACUACUUUCUCACCAGAAAGUUCAGGGCUUUGGGUUCCACAGCACUCACCAUCUUCCUUGUGUACUCCCCAUAAUUCUUCACAAAUAGGAGGGCAAACUGGGUGGUUCAAGGAAACUAUAGGCAUCAAAGCUAACAGGAGAUGGACGGAUGAUUCUUUUACGGUUCCAGAGAUCACCCCUCCCUCCACUGCCUCCAAGAGAUUUAGGCCUCUUUCAUAACAUAUCUUCCUAUGUUUGGUAGUCACGAUGGCUCUCAACUAAAUUCGAAAUCAAGCUGACCCCUAAACAGGGAAUAAGCUCCUAACAAUGCUUUUCUGUUCACAAGACUCAAGCCCAAAAACUUACUUAAAGGGUAUCGAGCUCUUUGCCACUCAACUCAACAGACACCGGUCAAUACUACUACUUUUGUAACUAAAUGAAUAUCAAUGAAAAGUUAUCAGUGUUGCUUUUA